Messenger RNA from Prorocentrum cordatum, 888 nucleotides. Lineage: Eukaryota; Dinophyceae; Prorocentrales; Prorocentraceae. The record is from the annotation of a GenBank genome assembly.
AUGGCGGCCGGCAGCGAGCCGGGCGCGCCGCCCGCGCGGGCGUGCUCGGUGAAGGCGCCGGUGCUGGUGCCGAUCACGCGGCGCGCGGUGUGCCCCGAGGCGCGGCGGAAGAUGAUGGAGGCGAGCCAGCGGCGCUGUAUCAUGGGCAAGAACGGGCCGCUGCUGCUGGAGCUGCUGGGCAAGCGGCACGCUGCCGCGCGUGCGCUCGGCUUUGCCAGCCACGCCGAGCGGAUGCUUUCGACGAAGAUGGCAGAGACGCCGCAGCGGGCGCGGCACUUCUGCGAGGACAUGCUGGCGAGGCUCGCACCGCAGAGAGACGCGGAGCUGCGGAGGCUGGGCGCGCGGAAGGCCUGCGACGGGGCCGGGCGCCAGCGCGGCCAGAAGCGGGGCGCCGACGGGAGCGUCGUCCCGGAGGAGGACGGCUGCCCCGUCGAGCCCUGGGACGUGCCCUUCUACAUGGUUUCUUCUUCUGCUGGCGACUUGCUCAAGCGCGAGGAGCUCUGCUUCGACGACGAGAAGACCAAGGAGUUCUUCCCGCUGGUGGCCACGAUCGACAAGCUGCUCGCUGUGUACUCCGAGAUGCUCGGCUUCACCUUCUCGCGCAGCGCGACGCUGCCCACGUGGCACGAGGAGGUCGCCGCAUUCGAGGUGCGGCGGCGCGAGGGCGGAGAGCUCGUGGGCCACAUCGGUGGCCGGAUGUUGGACCAGCACCCUCGCGUCCGUGACAAUUUAGUGGACGAUGACAGAUUGGUCCGUGACGGACUACCCCUCGCGCCGUCGUUCGUGAUACCGCCACGGGGCGGCGCUGCGUUCCCGCGUGCGCCAACAUCUCAAACUUUCCUCGGCCCCAGGGGGACCGGCCAGCGCUGCUGCGCUGGGACGAGAUGA